ACGUCAUCGGCUCGCGUCGCUCGGGACAUGGCGGCUAGUGAUCUGAGAGACAACCUGCUGGGCGUCUCGUGGGUGGACAGCGGCUGGGUCCCCAUCCUAAACCCAGGCAACGUUCUCGACUACUUCUCCGAACGUAGCAACCCUUUUUACGACCGAACAUGCAACAACGAGGUGGUGAAGAUGCAGAGGCUGACUCUGGACCACCUGAAUCAGAUGGUUGGGGUGGAGUAUAUACUGCUUCACGCUCAGGAGCCCAUCCUCUACAUCAUCAGAAAACAGCAGAGACAGUCGCCCACACAAGUCGUCCCCCUGGCUGAUUAUUACAUCAUCGCUGGUGUGGUUUAUCAGGCCCCAGACCUCGGCUCAGUCAUCAGCUCCAGAGUGCUGUCGGCUGUGCACGGUAUUCAGUCAGCGUUCGAUGAGGCCAUGUCCUUCUGCCGUUAUCACCCGUCCAAAGGCUACUGGUGGCAUUUUAAAGACCAGGAGGAACGAGAGAAAGUAAAGCCCAAAUCUAAGAAGAAAGAAGAGCCAAGUUCGCUGUUCCAGAGGCAGAGAGUGGACGCGUUACUGCUGGACCUGCGGAACAAAUUCCCACCAAUGUUCUACCAGCCCAAACCUGGAGAGAAACCCGUUCCUGUGGAGGUGAAGAAAGAGCCUGAGCUGCCGGCAGAAGCAGCUAAACAGGAGGAGCGAGAAGCGGCCACUAAAACUCCAGCACCAUCUGGACCCAGUAAACCUCCCCCUGAGAAGCGAGCGCGGCUUCAGUAACACACACUUACACACCUGGAGCUGCUGCAGACGGCGCUGGACACGCGCGCUGGACCAGUCCUGGUGCUGACGGCAGACUGACUUCUGAACUGUUACGAGCAGCUUCAGCCUUUCUGGCAAAGCCUGCGUACACACACACACACACACACACACACACACACACACACACACACACACUCACACUCACACACACACUCUCACACUCACACACAUACACAUACAUACAUACACAAACACACACACGCACGCACGUGGACAGGACAUCAGUGUACUGUUGGUCACCGGUUUUGUCUUUUUGUGUUUUCCUUUCUAAGUUUUUCUUUUGUUUAACAUGUAAAUAAUUAUUAGUCUUUUUUUCUACAUGAUUCUUCAGUGAUGGGUCCAUUUGAAGAUAAUAAUUGUAAUAAAACAUUACAGUAAUAAUAGAUGUA
Molecule: messenger RNA, 1199 nt
Organism: Pygocentrus nattereri (red-bellied piranha)
Lineage: Eukaryota; Metazoa; Chordata; Actinopteri; Characiformes; Serrasalmidae
Gene: med6
Product: mediator complex subunit 6
Exons: 8
Coding region: 28-768 (246 amino acids)
Biological process (GO): regulation of transcription by RNA polymerase II
Cellular component (GO): mediator complex; core mediator complex
Molecular function (GO): transcription coactivator activity
Source: RefSeq, a predicted model, not a curated record